Messenger RNA from Zootoca vivipara (common lizard), 4926 nucleotides. It is a transcript of the gene CDC37L1, whose product is annotated as cell division cycle 37 like 1, HSP90 cochaperone. Gene Ontology annotation, molecular function: heat shock protein binding; protein-folding chaperone binding. NCBI's taxonomy places the organism in Eukaryota, Metazoa, Chordata, Lepidosauria, Squamata, Lacertidae. Gene Ontology annotation, cellular component: cytoplasm. Gene Ontology annotation, biological process: protein folding; protein stabilization. The record is from RefSeq and is a predicted model, not a curated record.
CGACCCGGCGUUGUUGCCGGAAGUGCCUACCGCAGGAACUUCCGGCGGGACCUUGUAGUAGAAGCCGGAAGUCCAGGCUGAGACGGGGCAGGGAUGUCUCUGUGGCUGCCGCGCUCCCGGGACCUGCGCGCGGGGCAGCAGGAAGACCCUCUGCCGAGGCCAGGCGCUCAGAUUUAUGACGGGAUUGAAUUGGCUUGUCAGCAGCAAAAGGAAUUUGUAAAGAGUUCUGUGGAAUGCAAAUGGAAUUUAGCAGAAGCCCAGCAGAAACUUGGCAGUUUAGCGUUGCACAACUCUGAGUCCAUGGACCAGGAAAAUGCCAAAGCACAGACUGAAGCUGCAGAGUUGAAAUGGAGGGAGGAAGAAUGGCGGCGGAAGGAGGAGGUGUUAAGGCAAAAGGAAAGACAGGAGCUGUGGAAUACAGAUUUUGUUAGUAAAGAGGUAUUUAAUAAGAGCUUUAUUAAUCAAAUGAAAAGGAAAGAAAUGGAAGAUGAUGCAUCAAAAUCAUUCAUGCAGAAACAUGAGCAGAAUAUUAGGCAUUUUGGCAUGUUGAGCAGAUGGCUCGACAGUCAGAGAUUUCUCUCUGAGCACCCCUACCUUGUCUGCGAAGAAACAGCUAAAUACCUCCUUUUAUGGUGCUUCCAUCUAGAAGCUGAACAGAAAGGGGCUCUGAUGGAACAAGUAGCUCACCAAGCAGUGGUAAUGCAGUUUAUUAUAGAAAUGGCCAAAAGCUGUAACGUGGAUCCACGAGGAUGUUUUCGUCUAUUUUUCCAAAGAGCUAAAACGGGAGAAGAAGGCUAUUUGGAGGCUUUUAAAAAUGAACUUGAAGCUUUCAAAUCGAGAGUGAGGUUUUGUUCACAGUCUCAGAACUUUCAAGCUAAUCCUGCUCAGAAUCCUUCAUUUUAUCCUGAUUUCAAUUGUAUAGGAGGGCUUGCAUCCUUUCCACAAAAUGCAGAUUCACUUCAGGGAUGCAGUUUGAACUCGGUGGUACACAGAGACGAAGAAGAACCUAAAAUGAUGGAUACAGUAUAGUACUCCUAAGACUGAGCCCAAGUUCUCUUAUUAACAAAAAGAAGAAUGUGGCAAAUUUCCUAGACUUAUUUUUAUGGGUACUGCACUUUAUUUUGAGUGUUUGUUUUUGGGAGAGAAGGUAUUCCAGAAACACACUUGUCUUUUUGUUGGAAAAUGUGCUGCUAUGUUUUUUUUUGGGGGGGGGGGGUUUCUUAGGAGAGGGGGAUUAUUGUGUGUUACUGAAUGUGAAACUGGAUGUUUUUCUGCCUUUUUAAUUUUAGGAAUCAAAGUUUGAAAAAGAAUCUGCACAGUUGCAAUGUUUACAAUUGAUUGAUUCUAGAAGGAAUCUGCUUUAAUCUUAUUAGGAAUACCCUUGUCUCCCUUGGGAAUACUAAAAAUCACUGUAAAGCAUUCUGUUACUUGCAUAGUUGAUGCUCAGAUCUGAUUUUAUCAUGAAUUGCAAUAAAUCAGUGGUUGCUAUCAACUUUGCAGAUCUGAAUGGCUCAGAUAAAAGCACUGGCCUUUUAACUCUGUUACAGGGAUUAAAUUUUUAUUUUCUGUUUUUUGGGGAAAGACCUUUUAAUAUUUUGUUUUGCCACUUUUAUGUCUUGAUGCGUAAGUGGCCACAAUUUCUUAUAAUGAAAUUAUAAAACAGUAUUUUCUAGAGACAACACUCAUGAAAAAACCUUCUUUCCUUGACAGAACUGGCUAAAACUAUCCGCCAUUUGUGAGAGAGGACAAAUCAGUACUAAUUGGCUUUGUACCUAAAAAAAGAAAAGAAAAGUAUAUUGUUCUGUGAUGAUGUCUUUAAAAUGAGCAUUUAAGGACAUUCAGGUGCCAAACUGAUUUGACUGUUUUCAGCUAUGUGUUAUGAGCGUGACACUUAAAAUCUAUUUUGGAAGGGUAGCUAUGCGUCAGGGCAUAUCGUCAGUUGGCAGUUUUAAAACCAAAACAUCUCCAAUGAUGUCGUCAGUGUAGGCCGAGCUCUGUUUUCUUUCCCCUGUAUUUUGUUUAUGUGAUACCAAAAGUAUAUAAAACCACUAGACGUGGGCGAUAUUUCAAUUCAGAGUCUGAAACCGGCAUGAAGUUCAGAUCACGAUACCGGUUUUGGACUUUUGGAGCUGGCAAGACAUCACUCCCAUCUGCCUGCACUGUGCUGGUUGUGACCAGGGAGCCAUGAUGUAUCGCCAGCUCAAAUUGGGUGCUCGCCCGCCUGCGCAUUUGCCCUCGCCCAAGCAAGCAGGGCAGGCUGCAUCUUUCCUCCUGGUUAGUUGUUCCUCCUGCGACAAACCGGGAGGAAAGAGGCAAGGCACUUGCUUGGGCAAAGGCAAUAUGUGCAGGCAGACGGAGGACCUUCUCAGGCUCCCUCUCCUGAGGAUGGGCAGCUGGGCUGUGGAGGGAGGGAGGGAGCGGGCAGGAGUCCCUUUGCCCGAGCAAGUGGGCAGCCUCCUUCCAUUCCUCCUGGUCGCUCCUCUCUCCCUCCACAGCCCAGCUGCCUUUUCAGCCUCCUUCAGUGUUAUUUCAGACAUCGUGAUAUAUCAGGACAUCGGGGUAUAUCACAAUGUUGAAAACCAGAUAUUGCCCAGCCCUAAAAACCACCAUUUCUCAUCCAGUUAUCAUGCUUCAACUGGCACUGCUUCCACUUAGCCAAACCAGGGAUGUAGGACUAUGUGUCGAAAACAUGAAUGUGCUGCUAGCUUUUUCUACCAGUACACAACCAUGUUUACCAAGUGUAUCUUAAUCAGUAAAGCACCUUGUGUUGCAUCAGUCCCAGAAUCAGAAAGGUACUGUAGAAUCUGAUACAAUAAGUUCUUUCGUUUGGCUCUGCUCCCUUGCUCUGCCCAAUAAGUAAAGCAAAAAGCAUACAAGGCUAUAGCUAAGUUCUUAAGAAACAGGAUACAUGCAUGGGGCAGCCUUCUAAGUGCACAAUGGGGAUUGUGUCUGUUGUCUGUCCACUGUCAGGGGGACAAACUGCUUUUUCCGUAGAACAGCGGUUUGCAGUAAGGAACUGCAGUGGGAAAAGCAAUGGAAGCUCUUGUCCACAUACGUGGUUCUCCUAGCAUUCCCGUAAUUCCUUUGGAUCUCAGCCUACAUGUGGAACAUAAUUCCCUCCUCUAACAUUUCCUGGUUAAAUAUAAAUCACCCCCUUCUGCUGCGGCUGGACGUUGCAGUUAAAAGGAAACGAGGGCUGCUUGUUUCCUUAGACGUGAUUAUUGUCAAGCCCAGUAUACAACUGGAGAAGUCUGAGAGGCUAGUUGAGAUUGUGAGAUGUGAUGAGAGAGAAUCAUGGAUACAGCUAUUUUACUUUUGGUUGGGAGGGGGGGGGUUAUAAACAAUGUUAGACUCCCGGAUUCCUCGAACAGAAGGGAUGGUGGUCAGGAAUACAUGAGUUUCUACAGAUUACAUAGUAACACUGAGUGCUUGCAUGUAAAAGCUUCUUCCAUGUAAAAGAUGGUGUUUUGAGUAGUAAUUCCCUUGAAUGAUCUUGUUGUAUAUAUGAAAUAAAAAUUUAUUCAAUUGUAUAUUGGAAAAAUUAUGAAUCCCAGAGACCAGGGAAUAUUUUGGGCAGAAGCAGAAAACUUUCAGCAAGCGACUAAAGAUACUAGAAUUUAUUAAUCUGCUGCCUAUGGAACCAGUCUAAAAGACAAUAGCAGAUGGGUCUCAGUAAUAUUAGGUUCUACGCUACGCAAUGUUAACAGCCUGCUUGAGCAGUAGAAAUCCACUUGUGAAACUAGACUUCUGUUUUCUCUCCUCCCUCUUAUUUGCCUCCCAAUCUUCUCUGGAGAGUUCCCAAACUAUUGUGAUGGGGAGAACUCAAAAAGCUCUGGAUAUCAUUGUAGUUCUUUAGUUCUUUAGUCAUGUCCGACUCUUCGUGACCCCAUGGACCAGAGCACGCCAGGCACUCCUGUCUUCCACUGCCUCCCGCAGUUUGGUCAAACUCAUGUUCGUAGCUUCAAGAACACUGUCCAACCAUCUCAUCCUCUGUCGUCCCCUUCUCCUAGUGCCCUCCAUCUUUCCCAACAUCAGGGUCUUUUCCAGGGAGUCUUUUCUUCUCAUUAGGUGGCGCUAAUGAUACUGGAUAUCAUUACUUCAGGACAAAUGUAGGGGCAUGGUACGUGGGCAGGCAACUGUGUUUCUGUUGCAUUCAGCUGAAAACAGGAACAUAAGCUUCGAACACAAUGUGUGAAACGGCCCUUAAGCAACAGUAUUCUGAAUCUGGCCUUCUCUCAACAUUCAAGAAUCAGUAGAAAAGGUUGGGCCAAGUUAAAAGAAACGGCAGCAAAAACAGGUGUUGUUGUUUGAUCUGACCCCGCCACCACUAUUCUAUGUAAACAGGAAUCGAAUGCCUAUUUGGCCACUUUUCUAGUUUUCUCACAUUAUUGUUGAGAAAGGGGUUAUAAAUACUUUGAUGCUAGAGGGGCAAAAGCAUCACGGGGCGAAACCGGACAUAUUGUACCCAACCUUCUUCAUUUGCAAAACAGAAAGGAAAUAAUUACAGGUAGAUAGCCAUGUUGGUCUGAGUUGAAAUAAAAUAAAAUAAAAAUUCUUCAGUAGCACCUUAAAGACCAACUAAGUUUUUAUUUUGGUAUGAGCUUUCGUGUGCAUGCACACUUCAUCAGAUACUUCAUCAGGAAAUCAGACACUGGUUGUUAAAAGUAAGCUACAGUUCUGCUUUCAUUCGUCCAAAGCAAGUUUUAUUAAGCGGUACAGCAAAACCUCUUAACAUUUUUCCAGUGGUCUGUGGAAGGUUUGACAAGCCCUGUUCUCGGCAAUACAGUUUGGCUUUGUAACGUCAUUAAAGAAGCAGAUAACUCGAAAGCCUUAAUAGGAGAACAAUGCGACAAAAUAUUGCUUCACAGUAAGACUGUCUCCUCCGAGUUUUGAAAAUAAAACACAACUUGCUGUUAAUAACGUGUA